CCCCUGUACGACCCAGAUGCCACCAUCGUCCUCAUCGGCAUGCGCGGCGUCGGCAAGACGACCCUGGGCCUCAUCGCCGCGACGUCGCUCCGCCGCAGCUUCAUCGACGCCGACUCUGCGUUCCAGACCCUCCACGGCCCAAUCUCGCAGUUCGUCAACACGCACGGCUGGUCCGCCUUCCGUGACGCCGAGACGCGCAUCCUCGCCCAGCUCCUGCGCGAGCACCCGCGCGGCUACGUCGUCGCGUGCGGCGGCGGCGUCGUCGAGCGCGACGAGAACCGCGAGCUCCUCGCCAGGUUCCGCGACGACCAAGGGUGCCCGAUCGUGCACGUCGUGCGCGACAAGGAGGAGACGGUGCGGUACCUC
Molecule: messenger RNA, 366 nt
Organism: Rhodotorula graminis WP1
Lineage: Eukaryota; Fungi; Basidiomycota; Microbotryomycetes; Sporidiobolales; Sporidiobolaceae
Exons: 2
Biological process (GO): chorismate biosynthetic process
Molecular function (GO): 3-phosphoshikimate 1-carboxyvinyltransferase activity
Source: RefSeq, a predicted model, not a curated record